Messenger RNA from Lymnaea stagnalis (great pond snail), 11855 nucleotides. The record is from the annotation of a GenBank genome assembly. Lineage: Eukaryota; Metazoa; Mollusca; Gastropoda; Lymnaeidae.
CCUUGCCCCUUUAAUGACGUCAAUACAAAUAGAUGAGAGUUGAUUGAUGGUUUGCUUAUAUUUUGGUGAUUUGUAUUUUAAACUUUUUUUUUGCUUAAAUAUUUACCAAAUAAAUAAACUAACAAUUAAUUUAAAAGGAAUUUAAUUAGUGUUUAAUUUUGUUUAGUCUACAUUUUUUAGGUAGUUUCGUUACUUGACGACUUACACUCUUUCACUCUUUACUUACUACACCUACAUUUCUACAGUCUACAGUUACAGAACAGUAAUUUUGGUAAAAGUGGAGUUCAGGUGCGUAUUUUAUUUCUUAACGAAUUUCGUACUUUAUCAUGCAAACGUACGUGUAUUCUUUAUUAAUUAAAUACAGGCAGUCAUAGUUAACUAAUGCUGAAUUUUAAAUCCCCUUUUUUUCUUUUUAUUUGAUUUCUAAAUCAUCUUUAAGUUUAAACAUCCCCAAUCUAAAUUUACUUAGCCCCAUUUGUCUUGUAUUUUUUUUUCACCCUAUGGCCAGAUUUUUAACCACCUAUAGGUUAGUAUGAUAAACAAAAUUUUUAAACUGUAGACAUGUUCACAAAAAAGAAUGAAAUACUAGAUUGUUCAUUACGCACGAGCGUCCCCUUCCCCACCCCUUUUUUCCUCUCAGAGCGCUCAGGAUAUACGGGAUGUCCUUUGAAGUCUGGGGGGGGAGGGGAUUAGAAGUGGAUCACCGACUAAGGCAGCGGACACACGCGUCAUCAUUGUCCUGGAGUGAAGCGGAAAAAAAGUGGGGGGGGGGGUCCACAAAUCCACAAAUAUGUGCCAAUGUGUGAUCACGUGUCCACUUUGUAAAAAAAUAUUUGUGACGUUGCAGGAAUGGGGGAAAUCGGAUCUUUUAUUGAUAGUCAUCUCAUACUGAAGGCUGCAAAUACAUUGUCAGCUCUAAUUUGAGCUCCCCUCCCCUUUUUUCGUAUGCAAAUGCCCUUAUUAAUGGUGACUGAUUUGCGCUGAGUAAAAUGAGGGUGGGGGCUAGUGAUUAUAUAUAAUAAGACGGACUCGUUUUGCUGUAUUGCUUUUAGUGGGAUCAUUUUGUUCAAAAUGGCAGGACGACCAAGAAACGAUAAUUGAAAUUUUUCAUCAAACGGAAAUUUUAAAUGGUGCAGCAUUUGGUUUACACGCGAACUUUGUGAGGCAACAUAUAAUGUUAAUACCACUAUUGAAUUCGUAAGGCACUCAUAACAAUUGCAAUGUGGCUUGUAAACUGGCUACGUGUGUCUAGUGUGAGAGUUCCCUUCAACUACCAAGAUCUGGAUCUCACCAGAAACGGGAUCCCACCGGAAUCGGUAUCCCACCAGGAUAGGGAUCCCACAGGAUUGGGAUCUCAUUUGGAUUGGGAUACCACCGGAAACUGGAUCUCACAGAGAUUUGGAUCUUACCGGGAUCGGGAUCCUACCAUGACCGGGAUUCUACCAUGACCGGGAUUCUACCGGAAUCUGGAUCCCAUCAUGAUCCUUCCAGAAAAUGGGGUGCCAUCGGAAAACGGGAAAAAUGAAAGGUUUACAUAACCGACAUAAGUUAUUUUAAGUGUUUUUAUAGGAGACAAAUUAAUUAUUAUAAUUUUUUUUUUACUAUAGUGGUGUUUUGUUGUCGACAUUUCGCUUAAAUAGCAAUGUGAAUUAAAAGAAAGUAGCAGAUGUUUUUUUCUGAAUGCAAUCCCGGGCAACUCCGGUUAUAUUUGAUAUUGAAGUUAUAAAAUAAAUACAACAUAUAUUUUAACCCAGACACAUCCAAUUGAGCAACUUUUAUAACGUAUCUUUAAAGACAGAGGAGUUAUCCUUGAUUUACUACAAUGGCUCCGUAAAAGGCAAAAGAGUCAUCAAAAUGAACUUUUUUUAUCUCGUAAAAUUUGUUUAAUUGUUGUAUUCCAAUAAAAAGAUGGUAUUUUACUUUUAAAAUACAUUUUAUAAAGAACUAACAUAAGUUUACACGAGAGAAAAUAAGAAAUUCGAGCAGAAAUAAUAUACGCACCUGAACUCCACUUUUACCGUACUUUUACUUACACUUACACUACCAGUACUUAAACUUAUUACUACUCAACAUGAACUUACGGAGUUAAAAUGAACAUACUCUUAGUCUAAUUCUUACAUUACUUAUUCAGACUUACUGUUACUUAAUCUAAUAAUUAGUAUUAAUAAUAUUAUAGUAUAAUUAGUUUAAUUAAUAAUAAUAAUAACAUUUAUAGUAGUAUUAUUAAUUAUGCCUAUGAACAUGACUAAAACUACUAAAAGUAAAAGUGUUGCUUAUAGGCUUUGUCAUUUCUAAGACCGGAAAACGUCAUAGCGUACUAUUUUUAGAAGGUCCGCGGACAAAUAUUGCUUAAAACAUGGCAGCUUAUAGUGUGUUUCAGCAUAUCGUUCGGGCGAUCCUUGUAUCUAGAGUUACUGUUACAUAUGACGUUCACGCAAUGAAGUCGCAUUUGAGAAAACAGAAGUAAAAAAAAAAAUGUGUAAAAUAUUUCGUAAAAUAGAGUUGUAAACAAGUUUCAGGGACACUUCGCUAACAUAGUAAUACUGAACAGUGUUGACAUUUUGUCCGCUCUGAGUACCCGGAUGAUCAGUAAUGGUGACAUCAGUUCUAUUAAUAGAUUUCCGCCAUUAAAUGACAAGCCCUAUUGCUAACUUACUCAGUUCUCAGUGUUAGUAAGAGAAGUGUAUGUAGUAAGUAGAUUGCCCGGUUAUAUUAAUAUUAAUUAAUGUAGCUGAACUACUCGAUAACUACUGGUAAAUUACCACUUUAACUUGAAGACUUGAGCAGAGAAUAGCCUAACUAUUUAAACUGGGGAAUAACUACAUAAUUAUAUAAACGGGGGAAUAACUAUUUAAAUGGUUAUUCUUUUACAGAUAAGAUAAAAUUAUUGAUCAAAAUAAUGGGAAUUUAAUGACAUUUGGACAUAGUACAUAGUAAUAGUAAUAAUCUUCAAAUUCAUUUCAGUACAUAUAUAUAAAGGACAAAAUUUUGUUGAUGAGCCACAACAGAGUGUUUGUAGAGUUUUGUCUGAUCUGUUUUAUGUUUGCAUAAGCUGCCUAUCCGUCCGAUACCAUAAGUGAGGCUGGAAGAUUAUAUUUCUCAAUGAACUGCUGUAACGUGAUCACACCUCAGUCUAGCAUUUCAAUGAGAAAACUGCGCCCAUUCUCUCUUUUUAUGCCAGCGAAAACCCAGUGGCCCUCUUCACUGUAGUAUAAACGGACAUCAAUAAAAGAAUAAUGGUUUAAAUAACUUAAUUUUUUUAAUAACUGACACUGAAGUAGACUACCAAUCUACUAAUGAACUAACCUAGUAGAGUAACUAAAAGUUAAAUUUAAUCUCUAGAAUAGAAAUUAGAUUUCAAUUUUAUUCUUAGCAUAGAAGUAAGUUGGUUCUGUAAGCUAUGCAGUAGUAAGCUAGGUCUCUUACUGCCCUAGACCUAAUGAUAUCAAAUAAGUUAGUAGACCACCUUCACCAAGAGGCUAAGACUAGAGUAGUAAGUAGCCAGUAGUGCCGAGUUGUAUCGUUAUCAAUCAUGACUCUUCGUGUGUCUCUGUUUGAAAUACCACCUCAUUUUAAUAGGCCUAAAGUAAACUCCUUGUCAUACAUUUGGCUUCGACUUGGGCCAUAAGAUAAUCCUAAUAUUUAAUUUUAAAAUAAGCCCAAUGUGAAUGAAUGUAACUGGAUAAAAAAAACAGUUACAUUUAAUAAAACAUUAGUGAUUCAAGUUAGUCCCUACCUUCUCAUUAGGGUUAGUGCUAAUCAAUGUUGUGAAAAAUAAUAAGUAAGGGUCAUAGCCCAUUUAACUUGUAAAAUUUUAUUCUUAAGGAUUAGGCUAUCAGUGAGUAUCAGAAUUUGCAAUUAACUAAUGAUUCACUUUUUCUCUUGCCAACAAGAUAUUUUAUUAUUUUUUUUUUAAAGUCAGUAGCCUAAAUGAAAAAAAAUUAUAUCAAUAGCCAUAGCCCUAAUAAAAACAAAAACUUCAGAAUGUUGAAUGGGUCAUGUUUAGGGAAUUUGCCUUUUAAGUUGAGCAUGUUAACCCUUUAUGUGGUUAAUAUGAUAAGGGAUAGUGAUUUUUUUCUCCUUCUAAGAACUUAUUUUAAACAGAUUUAACAGUUUUUAUAAAUACACAUUCCAAAGUUGUUUAACUGUUAAAAUGAUAUUUAUUAUUUUAUAAGAGCAUAGUUGUAAGUGGCUGUAGAAAGUUCAUCUGCUUUUAGAACUGACAUCCUGUUCCAUUUUGAUACAGUCACCAGUUUUCAAUCAGCUAUUGUCUACCAUGGAGCAUGCUUGUAUAAAUAAACAGCUGGUAAAAGAGAAACCAAAGUAGUAAUAUUUUUUCAUUGUUUAUCUUAUAUUAUAUGAAUGUUCUCCCUUCUUUCUAAUUAGUAACAAUUUUUUACAUUUAUUUCUCACCCCAGUGUGACUGAUUGUCUUCCAGACUUGUUGAAACAAAAAAUCAUAUUUGAAUCUGACCUUCAGUUUGAAGCUGAGCGUGAAAUUAUUCAUCAUGAAGGUUCGGUUAAGCCUUGUGGGACUUCAGUAUUACUACUUUUAAAGCCAACUCUGCUCACAUUAACAAUCAGUCCUCUAGACUUGUGUACAAACAGGAAUCCCUUGUGGUGACACUCAUUACCUCCAUUAUUUAUAAGUUACACACGCCAUCAUUGAUAACUCCAAUCCUUACUGGAUUGAAAGCUUCAGUUCAGUUCUUAUAAUGUCAGGAGCUUCAGCCAACCCGGCCAUGGCCACGUGCGCAGUAGCAUCUCAGUCGGAUUCUAAAUAUGUCAAAAUUAACGUUGGAGGCACGCUCCACCUGACCACCAUUGACACACUGUGUAAGCAAGAUACAAUGCUGAGGGCUAUGUUCAGUGGGAGAAUGGAUGUGCUGCAUGAUGUUGAAGGUAUGCAGAAUUUGUCAUACGAUUUUUUUUCAAUUGUAUUUAACACCGGGUCAUUUAAAAAUGUAUUUCCUUCAUUGGAUUUAUACAAAUGUUCUUAAAUAUUGUAAGCACCUUUUACCCCAGCUAUUAUUACAGAAUAAAUUUAAAAUGCCAUAGUAUUUUUUUAAAAUACCUGGGACGAACACUACUUAAAUGUUUUUUUCAAAAUAGUGUUCAAUGCCACUGGUAUUCAGGACUUUCUAAAAAUGUUUUGUCUAGGACAUUUCCUCAUUAGUCCAGCUAUUAAUUCAGUCAACAAGUUACUUUUGAGCACUAAGAUGAAUCAAAUGCAUAUAUAUCAUUGUUCAUAGUUUUGUGUUAUGUUUACAAAAACGAAACGAUCUCUCUUUACAAAGAUAAUAUAAAUGAAAGGACUUCUUUCAAGCUUAGUAAAUGAAUGAAUAACGAAACGAUGUAUGUGGAAACUUGAAAUAAGAUAACAGGACAAAAAACAAGGACGUUUUGGCAUAAAGCCUUUCUCAGCCAAGCUUCCACAUACCUGGUUUCGCUAUUUCAUUCAUUUACUAAGAUUAGCUGGGUAUUGCGAAUAUUUUUUAUAUACUGUUUUAGUUUGAUAAAGAAUUUUGUAUCUAUAAUUAGGCGAGUUAAUUUGGUUUUUUUCUCCUUAGAAUGUGAUAAUUAAUAGAUCUUCGAAUUUAUUUAUUUUUUUUAAAAAAGCCCAUUAAAGGUAUGGGAAUUUGAAUUUGGGAGUUUUUGACUUUUGGACCUUAAUGUCUUUUUGGAACUAUGUUAGCAAUUUUUACACAUUUUUAUUUUUUAUAGCUUUCCUAAUGUUAAUAUAUCUUUUUUUUUUCUAUUGUGUUUGUUUAGGAUGGGUCCUCAUUGACAGGUGUGGUAAACAUUUUGGAUCCAUAUUGUCUUUCUUGAGAGAUGGUUCAAUCACUUUGCCAGACUCAAGGCGAGAACUUGAUGAAUUACUCCAGGAAGCCAAAUACUACUGUGUCCAAGAACUGGGUAAGUUACAAGAACUUAAGCAAUGGUUAAAAUCUUAAAACUACAAUUUUUUUCUGUCCGUGGCCUCAUUUUUUAAACUUAUGUAAAUUCAUACAUAGAAUUUAAUGAAGUUUUGAUAGAAACAAUGGGGUUGUAUAUAUGUAACAUCGAAAAUUUCUCAGUUUCUAACAGCUGGCCAAAAAAAAAAUAAUAAUUCAACAUUAUUCUUUUAUUGUCCUGUCUUUAUAUUUCAAGCUUCCACAUACCUUGCUCCACUAUUUCAUAUUUUAUUCACACAUCUUGACCGCAGUCCUUCAUAUAUCAUCCUUUAUUUCAAUUGCAUGCUUUAUUUUUUUCUGUCCACAGUAUAUUUGGUCAUUCUUUUUUCCCUGUAAAUUCAACUUAUCACCUUUUUUGAAUCAUUCAUCUUGCAUGCAUCUUAUUUAUGUUUAGGAUUAGGAUCACAAACAUAAGCUGAUUUGAGAAGCACUGUUUGCAGAUUUGUAUAUAUACAUAUUAUUUACAUCCCUUUUGAUUUGAUUAGUCAAAACUAUGAACACAAGGUACUAAUUAUAUAUGUGAAAAUGUUUUUUUAAAAAAAUGUAUUUAUAUUAAAUAUGAUCUGUUGCAACAUGUUUUGUUUACAGUCAGGCAAAUUGAUACAGCCAUGAACAUACAUGAUCCAGAACCUAUCUGCCAGGUUCCACUGAUCACAUCACAAAGAGAGGAACAAAUGUUGGUUUCUAAAACGUCCAAGGUAAAAUCUUCUCUUUUUACAUUUUUGAUAAUUUGAGUAAAAUAAGCAUGCCCCCGGUUCUCCGGUUGACAAGUCUGUGAUGGCUUGUCGAUUAGGAGGCGUCGGCCACCGACCCCCCUUAGCGUUAACCGGGGAACACAACUACUGUGCGCGUCCUGCGUGGGCUGACAAGGGAUGUGCUCGUACCUGCCGUACAUAAAACAGCUCCAAUAGGGCUGCCAGUUGUGAUACUUCCCAACUGGAAAAAUAGACAGAGACAGGGUAGGGAUCAUGAUUAAAAGUUGCCGUUAAUGGAUAUGAGGUGGUAACCUCUGGCCGAUGAUUCUUACUACGCAGCCCUCAGAAGCUGCUCCAAGGCAACCUUUUCGUCCCAGCUACAUCGCGAAUUAGUUGCGCUGUGGAAACCCACUGUAGAAUCCCUCUUAAUGGGAGUGUAACGCUUUCCCGGGAUGGAUUAGGGAAGAUAUUAGGACGUAAAUUUUUCCAUCCUGACUCCUGAGAAAGUCGAUUGUCGGACCGACCGGGUGUCUUUGGGUUAGGACGACCCUCUGCGGAGACCUUGGUCGAGCAGACUCGGGUGGGGGCUGUCCUGAUAAAGGGACAUCCCCCAGAUACCGAGUUUGGGAGGGGUGUUUUGGGGAGGGCAUAAAGAGCGCAAGCUCGACGGCCCGCUGACGCCAUUUCUUAAUGUAACAUUGCAGUAAGCUAAGCAUAAAAACUAUCUGUCUGUUCUUUAGGGUUUUUCGUUACUCAGGAUUUGAAAUGUCACAGCGUACUUUGUAAUGUACUAUUUUUAGACAAUGUUUUUUGUAAAACAGGACUGCUAACAAUAUAUUUCAGCAGAAAUAUAGCAGUAACAAUGUAGAUUGGGUACCGCGCUAUAUAAGACCACUUAUUAUUAUUAUUAUUAUUAUUAGAAGUACAGUACAGCUUUUGAGAGAUUGGUCCAACAGAAUGCCCCAAUGAUAAAUUUAAAAAAUAUAGAAUUAAAUGCAUUGUUGUUGGAUUGUUUUAUUUUCCUUUAAGUAUUAACAGCUACUACUAACAAUGUGGUUAAGGUACAUUUUUCAAAUAAUUUUUACUUACAGCCAGUUGUCAAAUUGAUCUGCAAUCGGCACAACAACAAGUAUUCAUACACAAGGUCGGUUUAAUUUAAUCUAACAAGCACCCAUACAUAAGAAAUGUAAAUUACUUUAAAAUACCUUGAAUUUUUUUUUUUUUUAAAGAGUUUGUUAGCAUUCAAAAUAAGUAUGAUACAUUUUUCAACAUUGAAUAAUGAAAUGAGAACUAGAAAUAAAAGGAUAUUUGUUGUUAAACUAUUACAUUUGAUGAAAUAAUGAGUGACAAUCGUCUUUUUCUUAAAAUUUGUUUGUAGCUUUUUUCCAUUGUUAUUUCAAGAAAAUUAAAAAUUUAUAGGAACUUUGUUGUACACAGUUAAUUUGAUGUAUAAAAUGGUUUUAUUAUUUCAGAGUUAAUUAUAAAAAAAAGUUGAUACAAUUAUUCUUUGAUCCCACAGCAUGUCAGACGAUAAUCUUUUGAAAAACAUGGAGCUUUUUGACAAGUUGUGCCUAAGGUUUAAUGGUCGUGUUCUCUUCAUCAAAGAUGUGAUAGGAAGUAAUGAAAUCUGCUGCUGGUCAUUUUAUGGUCAUGGACAAAAGAUUGGAGAGGUCUGCUGCACCUCCAUAGUGUAUGGUACAGACAAAAAACAUACAAAAGUGAGUUUGAAGAUUUAAUCCUUUACAGCUUUUCAAAAAAUAUUUUUUAAGCAAUCAUUGCUUUAAAUUAAUUCUUUUUAUAGAAAAAGUCACAGGUGUUUUGGACCUCUGUUUCAGAAAUUGAGAAAUUAUUUGAAUCUUUUCUCAAUCGUGAAUUUUGGACAAAAUGUAAAGAAAACUAAGUGGAAUUUUAACACUAAAAAUUAUUUAAUAUUUUUUUUUUGAAAGAAGACGUUAUACUGUUAAAGCUAUAGAGAUUUCAAUUCAGAUUAUCUAUCAGAUUGUGUCUGAAUUUGCAUUCCCUAGUCACACCUCAAUGUUUAAAAUAAUUUGGAUUAGAAUUUUGGUUAAUUUAUAAUUAUUGUCAACCAUUCAAAUGUAGGAGAUGUGUUGCAUCCUCAGGUGGAGUUUCCAGAAGCCAGAAUAUUUGAAGAAACACUAAAUGUUCUGUUGUAUGAACACAGAGGAAAGGGGCCUGAUGCUGAGUUGAUGCAGGCUACCAGGGGCUACCGUGAUCAUGGCAGUGGCUACCACAGUGACGACGAGGAUGAUAAGUUGGACAGGGCCCUUCGCCGGAAAUAAUAACAUUUUAAUGGAUCUGUCUUUAAAUAGCAGGUAGUUGCCAUUGCAUAAAGUUGUUUUGUAUUAUAAAUUAUAAAGCACAAGUCUCUACUAAGAAGUGUUGACCCUUAAGAGAAAGUUCUCGCUGUUGUAAUAAACAUAAACUAACAAUAAGGUAUUUUAAAAUUACUCAAAAGUGCUGUGCCCAGAGAUUAAAUAUAAUUGGUACAAAUGGACAAUAUACUACAUCCCUUGAUGAAAGACAUUGUCUUGUUUAUAUCUUAUCAAGAUUUUAUGAAUUAUAUUUUGCAAGGUUGUCUAUGAAAGAAUGAUUCAUGUCUAGGCUUGUGCUGUAAAUUGUGAAAAAUAAUUGUCAUAAGUGUUUAUUAUGUAAAUACAGCAUGCACCAAAACUAGCAGUACUAAAACUCUUGCAUCAUGAAGGCGUUCUUGCAUUUUUCAGCUGUGCAUAGUUCCAGCCGCCUAAUGAUCAUCACUUAACGUUUAUAUGUUGUUGUUGGAAAUGGGUCUCUCUGCAGAGGAAAAAAUAUUCAUAAUUGAGCAAUAUUUUUGCUCCUACUUACUGCAAUGAGCGUAAAUGGAGACAGUGUUUAAAGAAAUUAUGGGGAGAAAAUUCUGAAAGAGAUUGUUUAAAAAAGACUGCACCAAGUAGCAGGGUUCUGGAAAGGUAAUCAGUCAAACAGAAGUUUAUGUGACUUUCUUCAGAGAAUCAUGCAGCCCUUUCAAAAACUGGAUCCUUGUACACCAUAGCCAGAAAAAUCCAUGAUACAUUAUCCUGUCUGACAGAUCUGGCUCUCUCAAGCAUUGUCCAACCUGAAUGCAGAGCGAAAAAUGAACCUAUGUUCUCAAUCAUACGUAUGUAUGCUGAUGUUCAAUCUGAAAGAUGUUCCUUGUAGAUUUUUUAGGGGUGAAUGAAGACUUCCUCUUUCGAUGACACAAAAAACUUCCACAAUGAUGCUAUUUCGUAACCAUUAUUGUGGUUUUUGGUCUUAUUAAAUCUCCCUUUAAGUUGUUCUGCCACCCUUUUUCCCAAACAUGGUACCCCAUCACAAUCUUCUUCUCUUCUAUAUAUUAAGGGCCCACGAUCAAUUUAUCGAUCAUUUUGGCUACUAUGUAUGUAGAGGGGAUUUGCAACGUUUCUGUGCCUGGUGUUGAGGAUAUUUCAAUCACUUAAUUCUUUAGGUCAGAGUGUAAAUAGGGUUCAAAUAUGAAUUUUUUUCCUCUGUAGAGAAAACCAUUUCCAUCAACAACUGCCCAGAGCAACAUCCUUAACACUGCGGGAAGUGUGUGGCAGCUGAAGCUAUGCACCGUUGACAAACGCAUGUACACGUUUCAGUACUGUGGUUUUUGGGGCAUAUUGUAAAUGCUCACUGAAGAAAAAAAAUAUUUAUAAAGGAUUACAAAACCUUUUUUCUAUUUCAAAUUGUCAACUCUCCUUUUUAAAAAAAAAAUCAUUUAAUGUAUAUCUUAACAUGUGUCGAACCAAAAAAAAAAAGCUAAACAGUAUUAAACAUAUGACUUUCAAUUAUUGUUUAGCUUUUUAAAAAUAUGAAGAAUGAAUAAUAUCAAUUGGACAGCAUAAGAGGUAAUCUCAGAAUGAAUGUUUGCCCUGCGUGAAUAUUCAGUCAGCUCAAAUAUUAGAAAUAGAACAAAAGAACAUGGCGUAUUGUUAAAAGGAGUUUUGAUGCAUGUACACUUGUUAUUCAGCAGAAGUGUAAAAAUGACCUAUUGUUACCUUUGCUUGAGGUUAUUCCAAAUAUUUUUGGUCAUUUAGCUCAGGUGUUUUAUGUUAGUCCUUCCAACAUGGCUUUCAUGAUGGCAGGACUGGAAGUAAAACACAUCUGUAAUUAGUUUUUACUUUGUUCCUUUUGAAUUUGAAGAGAUCAUGUCUUUAACACUUUUUAAUGUUUGUUUAUACCAUGUACUAAAAUGUAGCAACAAGAUCACAUUUUAUAAUCACUUAAUCUUAACCAGUUAGAGUCUGUGCUGAAAUAAUUGGUUAAGUUGACGUAUGAUUUGAAAGAAAGUAAAUUAUUAUAGAUCCAUACAAGUUAUGUAGUGUUUGAAAAGGCCAGUGAAGUCAUGUGUUGCUUUCUGAUUCAAUGCUAACUGAAUGAAUGCUGAGAAUGAUAAUUUAUUGAUUAACACUUGGGGUUUAUCCUUAAUCAACCUCGCGCAUAUUUGGGUAGAGGUUCACAUAUUUUUGAGAUGUGUGAUGAGGGCAUCUAAGAUGAUUUAUGACAAUAGUGAGGGUGAUUUUAAAAAACUAGAAUAGCAUGAUGAUGUCAUUUUUGGAUGAACCCUUGCUUGAAUUUAAAGGAAUGACAGAUUUUCUUUAUAAUGAUAAUAAUUUUGUAUAACAUUUGGAGGAUAAUCCAUUCAUUUAUUUUAUUCUUACACUUUCAGUACUCAGAGCAGAGUUGUUUACUUUUGUUUUGUCAAAAACUGAACUACUGGUAUUUGAUUGCUAUGGAAAUAUUUGAAAAAUGCAUUUAAUAAUAAUUUUGUAUCCUCUUAUCAGAAAUUUUUGGCAUGUUAAUAUAGAUAUGGUAUCUUUUAGAGGACAGAUUUCAUUUUUAAAAGGUAUGAAUGAAUCUCAUAUAUGUUUCAUUCCUUGCUUGGUGAAAAGGAAAGUCAAUUAUUUUUGUGUUUUUAAAAAGAAUUUUAGAUGUAAAUGAGUACCAGUAGCGCAGUCAUUAAUAUUUUUUUUUUCAUUAAUGUUCUUGGCUGAUAAAAUGUUCCAUAAAUUAUUUUUUGCACACCAGCAUGAAGAUAAAUAAUAAUACUGUUUUGUUAUUGCCUCAAAAAAAAAUUAUAAUAACCUUGAACUUGUCAUCAGUUAAAAUUGAUAUUUUUGUGUAAUUGAUGUAAGGUUCAAAUUCAAAAUAAAUAUCAUUUAUUCAUAUUG